Schistosoma mattheei is the source of this 2166-nucleotide messenger RNA. Lineage: Eukaryota; Metazoa; Platyhelminthes; Trematoda; Strigeidida; Schistosomatidae. The record is from the annotation of a GenBank genome assembly.
AUGACAAGUCAGAUAAGUGUUUCAUCCGCUCCUGCCAAUGAUUCAAAUGACUUCAGUAUUAGGAUGCGAUUCCAAGUUGGUCUUUUCCCUCAAAUGUCGAUUCCACCAAUAGGUACCAAUUUAACAGUCAAAAUGGAGGCAUUGUUGACUCCAAAGAUUAUCGUAGAUAUUCCCAUGAGAGUUUCCUCGAACUGUCCGAUUCAAUAUGAUUCAGUUAACUUUACCAAGUGCCCACCGCAAGUAGAAAUAGGUGGGGUUUAUGAAUAUUCUGUGGACUACUUUAUAAGCAGACCCAUUGGCGAUUACGUGUUCACAUUCACUACUGAUGAGUUUAGUGCUUCGAUUGGACAUAUAUCUUUGACGCUACCUACAACAUUCUCUACAUACCCAGAAGGUUACAAAAUAGAUACGCAACAAUUCGUUGGUGGUAACUUCGCACUGACUACCAUUGGCUACGUUAGUGUUUCAAAUCUACAAAAUCCAGCAAAAAUCUCACCAUUAGGUAAGAAUUCUACAGUGAAUUUUUGUGAGAGCCAACUCAUAGCAUUUGCAGGUUCUAAUUUGGUUGCGAAUAAUGUCUUGACAUUAAAGGAUACCUCAGUCGUGAAUCAAGCUGAAAAGUUACAAUUCUUUAAUCUUCAACUGAGUAUUCUGCCUUCUACGACAGCACUUUAUAGUAUUUAUAUAACUUAUACUGGUAAACUAAAGGCGGAACAAUGUUCCGUGGAUUACUUGUUAACAGAAAAUAAUUCAACAAAGAAAAUCAGGCUAAUAACAGAAUACACUGUACUUCAAGGGCGAAGAACAACAGGCACAACGACAAUUGGUAUAUUUAGAAACAAUAACCCAUGGAAUGUUUUUUAUAAUUUCCAAUUCGCAGUGAAAUUAUGGUACGAUACCACCUACGUCUUGGGUGACACAACACAAACGUACGUUCGGAUGUUUUCUGGAUCACUAACUGUAUCUUCUUUUGUUGUAACGCUUCCAGUAACGUCUAUGGAGCAACCCAUACCCACUACUCCUGUCUCUAAAACUCCUGUAGUUACUAUUGAAAAAGUCGAACCACGAAAUUCACAACCAACAGUGAACUUUAGUACAAUUGUAGAAGUUCGAGUGAAAUUCGUUGAAGACUUUGUCUACAUGCCGAUAACUUUUCAACUACAAGUAAAUUCAAAUGAAGCAAUUAUAAUCAGACAGAGUAUUCAAACAAUUGGAUAUCUAUUAAAAGCUGUAGCACUUGUGGGCUAUGAUUUUUCUGUUAAACCUAAUUUGGCUAGAUUGCAAAUAAAUUCGGUGUACUUCAAUGAAUCAUGUACAGAUGCUCAGUGUGAUAUUGCAAUGCGUUAUUCGAUAAUUCCAAUUACCACGAAGCCUUUAGUGAUCACAUCAACAUUUACCUCUGGUGUAUCCAACUUUACGAAAACAUUAACUAUUACUCCACUAGAUAACUACUCUACUGUGUUGUCAUCAAGUCAGGUUCCAGGAGUUGAUCUAAUUUCUAUUGAUUCAAAAACAGUCAAAAAUCAAGUUAUACCGAACUAUUUAACAUCACUGAAGUUAACGCUAACUCUGAAACCCAAUGUAUGGCAGUCGAUAUAUUUUCAACUUUAUGCUCCAGGUGCCUACCAAGAAUACAUAUUAGUCAAGCCAAUAAUGCUAAGCCAAUCAACAUCAUUGCCAUAUGUCAGCUCAGUUUCGAACUCUUUGGAAAAUAUGGUUUAUAUCAGUAUAGAUAAAGCUUAUUACGAAGGAAUUGCAACCGAUCAAACGACUUCGGCAGCAAAUCAGUUGACUUACCAUAUCCCAAUGUUCACUGCAAAUUCUGUCAGACCACUGGUCAAUUUCACUUACAAUAUGACAGUCAAUUCAAUCUCUAUAUUUGGUAAUUUCAUAUUUACUACCACCACUCCAGCAGCAUUUACUACAACUCUUACAAAUACUUGGACUUUAAAUUAUCCAAGUGCCACUGAUGUAUAUAAACAAAUGUGUACUGGAGGACCGUUUGAAUUUAUAUUGAAUAUGUGUCCGAUUGAAAGACGUUGUUCGUUCUAUACAUACUGGAUCAACAGAAUUUUCAAUGGUAUUGCAGCUCUUAAUAUUACAAAAGUAAUUGUACAACAAUUUAAUCCAGAUGUGUGGUUAUCAACCUCGUUCUCUUUAAUUUGA